Ostertagia ostertagi is the source of this 555-nucleotide messenger RNA. NCBI's taxonomy places the organism in Eukaryota, Metazoa, Nematoda, Chromadorea, Rhabditida, Trichostrongylidae. The record is from the annotation of a GenBank genome assembly.
AUGAAUGGAAUAAAAUGUGAUGAUGUCUUCUCCGACUGUGUAAUGAUGAAAUGCUGCGAGCACUUCAAGCCUCACUAUGUAAUGCUGCGUGGAAGGUGUAUGCGCUUUGAGAUAACUACUCUCAAAAACGUCUGCUGGUCAGUCGAGUGCGAUACGCUUGAAUUUCAAGAAACCCAAAAGUCUACUGAUCGACGGCUCGGAACAAGUCGUGCAACUUGUUAUGUGAAUCGAUGGCUGGAGGAGAAUCUACUGCAUCCGCUCAACUGCACUCUUCCGGCAAUGCGCGACCUACGAUCCGCGACGGGCUACGAAGUUUGCAGUCCACAUGUCGUCAUCGCGAAUUACCGACAGAUUAUCACUGCAUACACACUUCAAAACAGGUGCGAUCCAAACUGUGACCGAUGGGACCAGGGUUUUCAGUACUGGACGUCCGUGGAGAAGAACCUCGGCGUGUUCCGCCUCGACUAUGAGGAAUACGAGGAGAUCGCUAUGCUCUCCUAUCCGGGCUUCAUCUCACAGAUUGGUGGGCAACUCGGAUUAUUUCUUGGUGUGUCG